Molecule: messenger RNA, 2467 nt
Organism: Pocillopora damicornis (cauliflower coral)
Lineage: Eukaryota; Metazoa; Cnidaria; Anthozoa; Scleractinia; Pocilloporidae
Product: patatin-like phospholipase domain-containing protein 4
Biological process (GO): triglyceride catabolic process; lipid homeostasis
Cellular component (GO): cytoplasm; lipid droplet; membrane
Molecular function (GO): triacylglycerol lipase activity
Source: RefSeq, a predicted model, not a curated record
CCCCUGAAAAAAAGAAAAUCAUACCCUACUUGGCGGAAUACACCAGUCAUGGUAAAAUAUAGAAAUGCCUUAAGAAAAAAGCUUUUGCAUUAAAAAUAUUACAGCAAAAUGGAGAGUACUUUUAAUUUUCUUAAAAUAUCAAUUAAUGGAUUCUCUUGGUAUGAGCAUAUAGCUGACCAAGAAGACCAAACAACUGCUGAUAAAAAAAGGAAACAACAACAAAAGUUACCAUCAACUCUCAACAAAUGGACUUAUUUUUAAUGGACACUCUCGUAACCGGACACUUCCACUUACAGACACUUUCUUCAAUUCCUGUUUGUGUUCAUAUAUGAUGGAGUUGACUGUAUAAACCCAGAGUUUAUUUUUUUAAAUGCACAUAUAUGCACCUGACACUUGAUUCCUAUCCUACUUUUGGCAGAAUACGGGACUUGAGAAAAAAAUCGAAAAAACAAAAUAAACAACUAAGAGGAGGGAAAAUUUAAAAAGUGAUCGAGGAAUCAAGUUGCCAACCGACCCAAGAAAUCCGAGAAGUCCACUCCACUGGUAUAAUUUUCUGAAGCUUGGUUACCCUCACAAGCGCGGUUACCAAGUUUGAUGUUGAAGUUUAUGAUGAGUUCUGAUCGUUCGAUCGUUCGCAGAAACAAAAGAUUAUCGUCUGGUCAAGGAUUUACAUUAGUUGAGACCUAGCUUGUCGUGGCGGUGGAAAGAUCCCAUGAACCUGUCAUUUGCAGGCUGUGGUUUUCUUGGGGUUUACCACCUUGGAGUUGCAACUUGCCUAACAUCGCAUGCUCCACAGUUUUUAAAGAAUGUAACAGCCUUUGCAGGUGCUUCAGCAGGGUCACUUGUUGCUGCAGUGCUAGCAACAUCAGCUCCACUGGACAAGUGUUCAGAUUAUGUCAUAGAACUUACUCAUGACGCUCGUAGACACCCUCUGGGGCCUUUUAAUCCCCAGUUUGACUUGGUUGGGAGUUUAAGAAAAGGACUUGAACUUUAUCUUCCUUCAAAUUCCCACCGAAUUGCUUCAGGAAGGCUUUUUAUUUCUGUGACCAGUCUAAAGGACAGAAAGAAUGCAAUUCUGUCUGAGUUUGAUUCCAAAGAAGACUUAAUUCAGGUUUUGCUGGCAAGUUGUUAUAUUCCCUUCUAUGCUGGACUGAGCUUUCCCAGAUUCAGAGGUCAGAAAUGGGUAGACGGUGGACUUAGUGAUAAUUUACCAAGGCUUCCGUUCGGCCGAACUAUACGUGUAUCUCCAUUCAGUGGUAAUGGUAAUGAUAUAUGCCCACAAGACGAGUCUCGUGGUUUUACUGACGUCACUUUCCAUAAUAUGAAUGUCUACGUAAAUAGAGAGAAUCUUCAGAGAGAGUUGCAGAUAUUUAUUCCUCCCAAGAAAGAUGGGAUUGAGAGUUUAGUGCAGUUAGGUUUUAAUGACACUCUGAGAUUUCUGCGAAAGGAGAACUUGUGCAAUUAUUCAGUGAAACCUCUUUCUCCAACUCUUCCCAUGAAACAUUUUCAUGAAUAGUGCCGUGUUCUAGUUGAAAUAACUGACUGUCACCUUUGUUGUCAUUUUAUUGUCGUAUCCCUCCAAAUCGAAAUUCAAUUGAUGUAUAGUUUUUACUUAAGACAGUACUUUUCAAUUGAGAUCAGGUUGGUGGUACUCUGGCCUGAGUUUUGAAAAUCUAUUCUUAUCUGGGAUAUUGCCCACAUGCCUCAACGAAGAUGUUUUGAUAAUAAUUGUUAUUAUAUUACUAUCGAUAAUGAUAUUGGCUCAAUCCUUUUAUCAUUCCCAAGUCCCUUUUAAUUCUUGCCGGAUUAGUCGAUGUGUGGUUAUGGAGAUCAGGAAGUGUCGCUGUACAGUGCGGGAAGAAUGCAUACAAAAAUUUUAUGCUGGUGUUUUUAGCCUGUUUUAGAGGGUUGUUGGUUUGACUUUUUUUAUUUACACGCACCAUAUACCACUGGUGUCAGGGAAAUUAAGCCUUGAUUAGAGUGUUUUAUGGUUGGAGUUAGGCGGCCGUGGAUGAGCAGUAUGUUAUGACUCAGACAAUAACCCAAGAACAGUGUGUUACACAAUGCAGUAUAUAAAUGAAAGGUUAUUUAUUUUAUUACUUGUUUAAUAUUCUAAUCUAUUGGUUUACGGUUAGAAGUUUUGAUAAAUUUGAAGUGAGAACUAAAUCUGUUAUUUUAGUGUUCAUUCAUCUUUUUUAUGUCGUGGCAAUGGGUUGCCGUUUACUUUAUUGUUAUGUUAUGUUAAACAACACUCUUUGUGUUGUUGAUAUCUUAAAGUUAUACAGCAUUAUUUUAGUCAUCACUGCAACUUGCGUGUCGCUUCUUGUUCUCGUCUUCCUUGUGAAUUUCGUUUGUUAACUCCUUUAGUGCCAAGGUCCGCCAUAGUACAUGUAUAAAUGGAAUUAACUUGACCAGAAAGAUUCUGUAUUUACAUGAAGAAUAAAAUGUUAUAGGUUUUAGAUUUUCA